UGGCUUUUGGUAUAAAUUCCUUAAAACUUGCGGUAUCAAAAAGUUUGCCUAAAACAUGAGGUGCAAGCUGGCAUCAGAGAAGCCGAAAAUGAAACAAAAGAAAGGCUUAUGGUCACCUGAUGAGGACCAAAAGCUUCGAGAUUAUGUUAUGAACUAUGGUCACGGUUGCUGGAGCGUAGUUCCUAUCAAUGCAGGUUUGCAGAGGAACGGAAAAAGCUGUAGAUUAAGGUGGAUUAAUUAUCUCAGACCAGGAUUAAAGAAAGGUGCAUUUUCUAUCCAAGAAGAAGAAACUAUCCUCAACCUUCAUGGCCUUUUAGGCAACAAAUGGUCUCUAAUAUCACAACAUUUGCCUGGCCGAACUGAUAACGAGAUAAAAAAUCACUGGCAUUCUUACCUAAAAAAGCAAGUCCAGAAACAAGAAAAUCCUGAAACUACAAUUAAACCCGAAUGCACAAACUCUGACACGGGUCAUACUGAAUCAUCAUCGUCGUACCUGAAAUCAUUAACAAGAAACACGAGUUUUGAUUCACUCACGUAUAACAGUUCGUCUGUUGACAUGGAUCAACCAGCCCAUUUCAACAAGUUACCCAAGAUUUUAUUUGCAGACUGGCUUGGGCUAGAAGAAUUUCAUGGACAUGAAACUUUAGUAUGCAAAGAAGAAAUUAGCAAUGGGUCAAAUUACCAAGAGGCCCCUCUUAGUGGUAAUUUGCUAACAAAUAAUGAAGGAUCUACAGAUAGCAGUGAGACUGUCAAUUGUUUAGACAAUAAUUAUUCAAAUGAGGACAUGUUUCAUAACCAAAUGAAGCUUGAUCAAAUUUUCAACUUUAAUGGUGCAGAUUUCAACUUUGAAGACUUCUUGUAUAUUUGAGGGAUUUUAACAGUGGAGAGUGAGUAUAAACUAAUUCAGUAAAAUGGUUGCACAAAUGGUAAAUUACUA
Molecule: messenger RNA, 937 nt
Organism: Erigeron canadensis
Lineage: Eukaryota; Viridiplantae; Streptophyta; Magnoliopsida; Asterales; Asteraceae
Product: transcription factor LAF1-like
Exons: 3
Coding region: 56-868 (270 amino acids)
Source: RefSeq, a predicted model, not a curated record